AUGUCUUUGUCUCCAACGCCGAAUUGGUACCAAAGAAUCGUGUUGCUAAUCAAGAAGACGAUGAAGAAGCUGAAGAAGCCGUCUCCCCAGCAAUCAGAGAUGAUAUCAUCAACAGACAUGAUAUCAUCGCUCCCUGAUGAUUUGCUAAUAAGCUGCUUCGCAAUCCUCUCUAGAUUGUACUACCCGUCUCUCUCCCUCAGCUCCAAGAGAUUUCAAUCUCUCAUUGCUUCCCCUGAGCUUUACGAGACUCGUUCCCGCUUAGGCCUCACCGAGAGUUGCCUCUAUGUGUGCUUGCAAUUCCCUCCUGACUCCAACACUCGCUGGUACACUCUCUCCUGGAAACCUGACCACACCGGUAACAAUAAGGAGGAGGAGGAGGAGUCAAGUGGCAGGCUUCUGGUUCCAGUCUCAAUUCAAAACUCUGCUCCUUCCGAGUGGUCAACUCUCGUCGCCGUUGGUCCUUACAUCUACGCUAUCAGCGGAUCCAUUGAGGAAGCUCCUUUCUCAAACGUCCCAUUUCUUGACUGCCGAACUCGCACUUGGCUCGAAGCUCCGAGAUUGCGUGUUGCCCACCACACCAACAGCGAGUAUGUUGGCAAGAUGUAUUUACCCGGAAAGUGCGAGAAUCCAGAGUCUUUGAACGGCAUUGAAGUGUUCGACACAGAGACACAGACGUGGAAGCCCGUGCCGCCGGAGAGACGGGAGUUCAAGGACGAGACUAUGGAAGGGAAGAUUAUCGUGGAGAACGUAAACGAAACUCCUGGUGAGAAUGGUUUAGUUUAUAUUCCAAAGGCAAAGGCAAUAGAGUAUAUAGGAUCGUAUACUUGCUCAGAAAGGGAUUGCGACUGUAUCAUAGCAAACAUUGGCUACUUUUAUGCGUCAGAUACAGGGGAGAUUGAAUGGUCAGCCAAUACGGACGCUGGUUUCUUCAGUGGGAUAGUUCAAGGUAUAGCAAUAGAAGGGCUUCCAGAGUUUCCGGGUGAUGUUUUACUUGCGGAACACGGUGGAAAUCUGGUGGCUCUCUGGGAGGAGUUUGCAGGGGAAGAUGAGAAGAAUAUUUGGUGUGCAGAGGUUUCUCUGGAUAGGCGCAGCAAUGGACAGAUUUGGGGACACGUCAAGUGGUGUCAUGCGGUGCUCACAGUCCCGGAGGCGUACGAACUGGUGUAUGCACUGUCUGCUAUCGUUUGA
Microthlaspi erraticum is the source of this 1188-nucleotide messenger RNA. NCBI's taxonomy places the organism in Eukaryota, Viridiplantae, Streptophyta, Magnoliopsida, Brassicales, Brassicaceae. The record is from the annotation of a GenBank genome assembly.